UUCAAUUCAAGUCAAAGUAGUUGUAAACGAUUAAAGCAAAUUUUAUUAAAUUUCAAAGGAAUUAAUAAAAUUGAACUUAAAAAAUGUCUCUAGCCGACGAACUUCUUGCUGAUUUGGAAGAAAAUGACAAUGAAGACCUAAAUGACACCAUUAAAGAAGAAAUGGACGAAGAUGGAGACGACGCAACCGUGGAAAUCUCUGAAAAGUUUCUCAAGCCAUCGGUGAAUCUUAUGGAAGUCGAUGUUAAAGUCCAAUCAGUUCGUGAAUUGUGCAAGCUACGUGACUCGGAGCGAUUGCAGAAUAUUCUGCGCCAAAUCGAAGACUACGCCUCUCGCCAGAGAUCGGCUGCCGAAAUGAUAGGGAAUGUGGAAUCGGACCCAGAAUAUCGACUUAUCGUGGAAGCAAAUGCAAUCGCCGUCGAAAUUGACAAUGAAAUAUCUAUCAUCCACAAGUUUACCAAAGACAAGUACCAGAAGAGAUUCCCUGAAUUGGAUUCUCUGAUUGUCGGCGAAAUGGAGUAUCUUCUGGCUGUGCGAGAGCUCGGAAAUGAACUUGAUCAAGUAAAGAACAACGAAAAGCUUCAAGCGAUUCUAACACAGGCAACUAUCAUGAUUGUCUCAGUUACAGCUUCAACAACACAAGGAACAAAUUUAACUCCAGCCGAAAAAGCACAAAUCGAUGAAGCUUGUGAGAUGGCUUUCCAACUGAAUAACUACAAAUCAAAGAUCUAUGAAUACGUUGAGAGUCGUAUGACGUUCAUUGCUCCCAACUUGUCAAUGAUCAUUGGUGCAUCGACUGCUGCUAAGAUUCUUGGAAUAGCUGGUGGCCUUACAAAGUUGUCCAAAAUGCCAGCAUGCAAUGUUCAAGUCCUCGGCUCGGAGAAGAAAACACUCUCUGGAUUCUCAAAGACACAAAUGUUGCCACACACAGGAUACAUUUAUUACUCACAAAUUGUUCAAGACAAUCCACCGGAUGUUCGUCGGAAAGCAGCUCGUUUGGUAGCUGCCAAAAGUGUGCUUGCAGCUCGAGUUGAUGCAUGCCAUGAAUCGGUCCAUGGAGAAAUCGGUCUUCGGUUCAAAGAAGACAUCGAAAAGAAACUCGACAAACUACAGGAACCACCUCCAGUCAAGUUCAUCAAACCCCUUCCAAAACCAAUCGAGGGAAGCAAGAAAAAACGUGGUGGCAAGCGUGUGCGGAAGAUGAAGGAGCGUUAUGCAUUAACCGAAUUCCGAAAGCACGCCAAUCGAAUGAACUUCGGUGAUAUCGAAGAAGACGCCUAUCAAGGUGACUUAGGCUACACCCGUGGAACAAUUGGAAAAACCGGAACCGGUCGCAUCCGUCUGCCCCAAGUCGACGAGAAGACCAAAGUACGCAUCAGCAAGACCCUUCAAAAGAACCUACAGAAACAACAAGUCUACGGUGGCAGCACCACAGUCAAACGCCAAAUAUCUGGUACAGCUUCCAGUGUGGCAUUCACUCCGUUGCAAGGUCUUGAGAUUGUGAAUCCACAGGCAGCUGAAAGAUCGAUCUCCGAAAUGAAUGCCAAAUACUUCUCAAAUACCUCUGGAUUCUUGUCCGUUGGCAAAAGAACAACAUAAGCGAUUUUGUUUGUUUAUUUAUUUUUAAAAUUUGUAUUUCCUUAUAAAAAGAAAAUAUACUAUUCGCAUUUUAUAUUUAUAAUGUAAAAAAAGCCACAGACUCGCAAAUAAAAUUAAUAAUAAAAUAAAAAACACAUAAAAAUACACUUUA
This is a messenger RNA of Eupeodes corollae, 1749 nucleotides long. It is a transcript of the gene Prp31, whose product is annotated as U4/U6 small nuclear ribonucleoprotein Prp31. Gene Ontology annotation, biological process: mRNA splicing, via spliceosome; spliceosomal tri-snRNP complex assembly. Gene Ontology annotation, cellular component: precatalytic spliceosome; U4/U6 x U5 tri-snRNP complex; U4 snRNP. The transcript is spliced from 6 exons. The record is from RefSeq and is a predicted model, not a curated record. NCBI's taxonomy places the organism in Eukaryota, Metazoa, Arthropoda, Insecta, Diptera, Syrphidae. Bases 84 to 1598 code for a protein of 504 amino acids.